Monosiga brevicollis MX1 is the source of this 402-nucleotide messenger RNA. RefSeq lists its product as uncharacterized. Lineage: Eukaryota; Choanoflagellata; Craspedida; Salpingoecidae. The record is from RefSeq and is a predicted model, not a curated record. Bases 1 to 402 code for a protein of 133 amino acids. The transcript has a single exon.
AUGGUGUUUGGUAGCGGCUUUUCUUAUCUUGACACUUUUCUCUCUCUCUCUCUCUCUCUCUCUCUCUCUCUCUCUCUCUCUCUCUCUCUCUCUCUCUCUCUCUCUCUCUCUCUCUUGUCUUUGCUCUCUUUCUCAAACCGACCAAACCAAUUCACUCUCUCUCUCUCACAUGUGGUAGUUGUACUUUUCCUUUGUGUCUUUGCUCCUUUCUCAAACCGACCACACCAAUUCAAUCUCUCUCUCUCUCUCUCUCUCUCUCUCUCUCUCUCUCUCUCUCUCUCUCUCUCUCUCUCUCUCUCUCUCUCUCUCUCUCUCUCUCUCUCUCUCUCUCUCUCUCUCUCUCACACACACACACACACACACAAAAGAGCCUCUCUCUCUCUCUCUCUCGAAAGAGUGUAG